Messenger RNA from Closterium sp. Yama58-4, 357 nucleotides. NCBI's taxonomy places the organism in Eukaryota, Viridiplantae, Streptophyta, Zygnematophyceae, Desmidiales, Closteriaceae. The record is from the annotation of a GenBank genome assembly.
CUACCUGCAGGACUAGUUGCCUCCGCCUGUGCACUGCGUUGGUCGCUGAAGCUGUGUUCAUCUCGAAUUCAAAUCACACUGCACUGGCAGCUGCAGAACGGGGUUGCAUGCCAUUCCGCACUUGAAGCUACAGCCGUGGCACAAAACUUGAGCAUCAUCGGUCGAGUAGGCUGCCACAGGAAGAAGGGCACAUCGCACCAUCGCCUACGUGCAGAUCAGCCAUUGCAAAGCUCCAUCAAGGAGAGCCCCUCGAAAUAUCCCAUCUACCCAUCCUUUCAUGUGCCCGAUGCCGCCACUCUUGGCCAUUCCUUUCGGCUGGGUUUACCUAGAGACAUUCAGCUCGACCGUCUGGAGUGA